Molecule: messenger RNA, 4616 nt
Organism: Heterocephalus glaber (naked mole-rat)
Lineage: Eukaryota; Metazoa; Chordata; Mammalia; Rodentia; Bathyergidae
Gene: Pip5k1c
Product: phosphatidylinositol-4-phosphate 5-kinase type 1 gamma
Biological process (GO): phosphatidylinositol phosphate biosynthetic process
Cellular component (GO): plasma membrane
Molecular function (GO): 1-phosphatidylinositol-4-phosphate 5-kinase activity
Source: RefSeq, a predicted model, not a curated record
CCACGCCCCGAGGUUGGGACCCUCCCUCCGCACUGGGCCGGUGGCGCUUGUUGUUCAGCGGCGGCGGCUGAGCUCGGGUGCAACCUCGGGCCUGCCGCCGCCGCCAGGGCGCUUGGCCAUGGAGCUGGAGGUGCCGGACGAGGCGGAGAGCGCCGGGGGGGGGGCCGUGACGGCGGAGGCGGCCUGGGCGGCGGAGAGCGGGGCGGCGGCAGGUAACGGCCUGGCUCAGAAGAAGGCAGCCCUGGCAGAGGCCCCGUCGAUGACUGGACAGCCUGGCCCCGGCCAUGGAAAGAAGCUGGGGCACCGAGGCGUGGACGCAUCUGGCGAGACCACCUACAAGAAGACCACAUCCUCCACUCUUAAGGGAGCCAUCCAGCUGGGCAUCGGCUACACCGUGGGCAACCUGAGCUCCAAGCCUGAGCGAGAUGUCCUCAUGCAAGACUUCUAUGUGGUGGAGAGCAUCUUCUUCCCCAGUGAAGGCAGCAACCUCACCCCUGCCCACCACUUCCAGGAUUUUCGGUUCAAGACGUAUGCUCCGGUUGCCUUCCGCUACUUCCGGGAGCUCUUUGGGAUCCGGCCGGAUGAUUACCUGUACUCGCUGUGCAAUGAGCCGCUCAUCGAGCUCUCGAACCCGGGCGCCAGCGGCUCCCUCUUCUACGUCACCAGUGACGAUGAGUUCAUCAUCAAGACCGUGAUGCACAAGGAGGCCGAGUUCCUGCAGAAGCUGCUGCCCGGCUACUACAUGAACCUCAACCAGAACCCCCGCACGCUGCUGCCCAAGUUCUACGGGCUGUACUGUGUGCAGUCGGGUGGCAAGAACAUUCGCGUGGUGGUCAUGAACAACGUGCUUCCGCGGGUCGUCAAGAUGCACCUCAAGUUCGACCUCAAGGGCUCCACCUACAAGCGGCGUGCCAGCCGCAAGGAGAAGGAGAAGAGCCUGCCCACCUACAAGGACCUGGACUUCAUGCAGGACAUGCCCGAGGGGCUGCUACUUGAUGCCGAUACCUUUGGCGCCCUGGUCAAGACACUACAGCGCGACUGCCUGGUGCUGGAGAGCUUCAAGAUCAUGGACUACAGCCUGCUGCUCGGCGUCCACAACAUCGACCAGCAGGAGAGGGAGCGGCAGGCGGAGGGUGCUCAGAGCACAGCGGACGAGAAGCGGCCAGUGGGCCAGAAGGCGCUCUACUCCACCGCCAUGGAGUCCAUCCAGGGUGGUGCCGUGCGCGGCGAGGCCAUCGACACCGACGACACGAUGGGUGGGAUCCCAGCUGUGAACGGACGCGGAGAGCGGCUGCUGCUGCACAUAGGUAUCAUCGAUAUCCUGCAGUCCUACAGGUUCAUCAAGAAGCUCGAGCAUACCUGGAAAGCCCUUGUCCAUGAUGGGGACACAGUCUCUGUCCACCGGCCCAGCUUCUACGCUGAACGCUUUUUCAAAUUCAUGAGCAACACGGUCUUUCGGAAGAACUCCUCCCUGAAGUCCUCACCGUCCAAGAAGGGGCGCAGUGCCCUCCUGGCUGUCAAGCCCCUGGGGCCCACAGCAGCCUUCUCAGCUAGCCAGAUCCCCAGCGAGCGAGAAGAUGCACAGUACGACCUUCGGGGGGCCCGCAGCUACCCCACCCUGGAGGAUGAAGGGCGGCCCGACCUCCUGCCCUGCACUCCACCUUCCUUUGAAGAAGCCACCACCGCCUCCAUAGCCACGACCCUGUCAUCCACCUCCCUCUCCAUCCCUGAGCGGUCCCCUUCUGAGUCCUCAGAGCAGCCUCGGUACAGGCGGCGCACACAGUCGUCCGGACAGGAUGGCCGGCCCCAGGAGGAGCCACAUGUGGAGGAAGACCUGCAGCAGAUUACUGUGCAGGUGGAGCCCACAUGCAGCGUGGAGAUCGUGGUCCCCAAGGAGGACCCAGGGGUGGAGGCCUGCCCAGCGGGGGCCUCUGCAUCCACCGCGGAAGCAGAAACCACCAGCCAGGCCUCAGAGCCCGCCAGCCAGGCCUCGGAUGAGGAGGACGUGCCCGCCACUGACAUCUACUUUCUCGCCGAUGGGAGGUACUGGAUUUACUCCCCCCGCCAUCGCCGUCUGCGGGCCGUGACGCUGAGCUCCUCGGGGACUCCCACCGACGACAGGAGCUGGGUGUACUCCCCGCUCCACUAUAGCACGCAGCCCCAGCCCUCCGACGGCGAGAGUGACACAUAAUUUCUAUGCAGUCCCCCACCUGGGACCAAGCGCCCGCCACCACCUCAGCCGCUUCCCAGAGGCGCUGCCUGCCCAGCUGAGGCCCAGAGCUCGGGGACAUGCCGCCCUGCGGCCAACCCCAGCCAACCUUGUCCUCGUCCUGCCCCUGAUGGAUGCCACCGGCCGAGCCCCUCCCCACCCCGAUGCUCCGCAGGCCACGCAGCGACCCUGGGCCGCCCGCACUGCACCCACCAGACAGCAACCUUCCGGAGCGUCCUGUCCUGUAUUUAUUUUGGGUCCUUAUUCUUUGCACAGACAGAGGCAAGUGGUGCUUUUUAGGGGAAAAGAGACAAACCGGAAAAGGAAGACACUCCACACCACCGCACUUUGGUCCUUUGCCUCCACUGCAUGUGUCCCACAGGGACGAGGCCAUUCCUUGGGACCUGGGCUGCUCGGGCCUGGCUGCCCAGGUGAGGCUCACACUCCAGGACAGGCCCCCAGGUGCCUCUUCCUGCUGUCUCGCUGUCCUCUGUGCUGGGGCUGCCCCUCCCGGCAGCAGAUCCUCCCGUGCUUGGCUCAGGUGUGGGGGCCUCAGUGCAGGACGGGCAUCCUCAGGAGUGGCCCCCAGUGGCUCAGUGUUGUGGGACAUCCCCAGACCCAGGUGCCCGUGAGCAAGAAUGCCCAGGUCGUUAUAUUCCCGCCCCAAUGCUGCUGACCCUCCCGCCAGAGCUCAGGGCUGUGGACUUGUCUGCCUCUUCCCAGCAUGGUUCUCAUGGUUCCCAGAGUCAGAGCCUCUGACUUCCAGAGCGGCUAGGCUGGGCCUUUGGGUGCAGGAUCGGAGACCAGGUGUCCUGGGGCGGGCACUUCUGAUGCUCAAGCUGCUAUCACACGUGACGGCCACCACAGGGCGGGUCCAGGAGCGUUUCCUCUGGGUGUCCCUCUCGUGGCCACACUGUCCAGAGGGUGGGAGAGGGCAUGUUGGUGAUGGUCCGCAGGCCCUGGCCUCUCGGAUCCCCAACACAGAGCCCCAUGGGAGGCAGUGGGAGGGGCUUGGAGCUGAAGCCACACCUCCCAGAAGAACAGCAUCAGCACCAACCCAUCCAGGAAUUUGAUUUUUUUUAAGCCCUCUGCAAGAUGCCAGACAGCUGUCUAGGCCUCUUCUGGUGUCCCUUCUGCAGUGGGGACAUAGUGGGGAUCUGUCUGCUCUUCCCUGAGCCACCAACAGGAAACCCAUAUUCCCGCCCAGACCCUCACAGGACCCAGCUGCUGCCGUGGCUCUGAGGAUCUAUCCCAGGGAGCCCGAUUGGGGUCCCCAGCCCCAGAAAGGGUUUGUCCAGGCCCCAGAGACAGCUGCAGCAUCACCUUGCCCAGGCCCCCAAGGACAUGGUCCCACUGCAGAAGGUGGAGUCUGGAAGUCAGCACUGUCGAGAAAGAAAAUGGUUUGUGUGGCCCCCAGUGAGUCACAGCCUGUAUACAGCGCUGGGGGCCGGCGAAAUCUUGCAGCCCUCUUGGCUGGAUGUCCCAACAUUCCCAUUUUUGUGUUAAUCCCCAGAGGCCCUGUGGGGAUCCACAUCAUGUGGGCUGCUUGUUUCAUUCCUUUUCAGAGUAUUGCAAAAAGGAUGCUGAAGUGUCCCCCAGACUGUUUCAAGGGGCCUCACUUGCUUAUCAUUUCGGGCACAGUGGGCUAGACAGGAGAGACCUAUUCAUGACAUGUGGCAAACUCAAGACUUUCCUCAGACUCCAGGAGGGAGGCCCUGGGUGCACCCGGCUGUCCCCACUCCUGUUAGACUUGUAAAUAUCCCAAUGACCCAGCUCCUUCCUGCCUCACCUCUCCAGACGGCUGCUCUUGCAGACCCUGGACAAUGUCCGAAUCCCUGUACUGUAAAAAUGGAGAGGCAUUUUCUUAGACUGGCAAGGUGGAAAUUUCCAUGUGUCCCCUUCCAGCCUGUCCCCCUCCCCUCAGGCCAUCCCAACUGUCCUCAUUCACCUCCACACCUGGCUCAGUGCAAUACUCCUGUCCCUGCGGGGUCCGUUGCCAGGGUACUGUCGCCACAGCCCCUCUGUCGCCCCCCACCCAGGACGAGCAUCCCCUCCACACACACCUCCUCCUCUCCGGUGAUUACAAGUUCCAUUGCCCAGGCCAGCCCAGUCUCCAUGUGGCUGAACCAUUUCAGAACAAAAAACUGCAAACUUCGUGUCUUAACCCACUGGGAGUCCCUCAUCAUCAGUCCCUGUGGUCUGGUGUGUGACAAUCCGGAGCAUGGCUUCCUGUGGCACCAGUAGCCAGGCCGUGUCCUUCCAGCCCAGACCUGUGGGCGCCCCUGACAGUACAGCUGCCACUGGCCCCACAGAAUACCGUAUGUGGUCCAGGCCCCACCUGCCCCAUUCCCACACACCCCCUCUUUUUACGUUGAAGAGAUCUCUAAUAAAUCGGGUAUACACAUCA